AUGAAGAUCAUUGCAUCGCUGCUCAUUGCCGUCAUCAUACCCUUGACAUCAUUUCCGGCUCCGAUCAUAGCACCCCCCGCGGCUAGUGGUGGUGGAGGUGGAGGUGGAGUUGGAGUCGGAGGUGGCGCCCGCUUUAAUGGCGGCUUUAGCGGGUCUGGCACCGGCUAUAGGGGUGGGGAUAAUACCGGCGGCGCUAAGCAGGUGGAUCCUAGUCAAUAUCCUAAGCAAAGGGGUGCAACGAGCUAUAGGGGUAAUGAGAAUCUACCCGGCAAGCCUGAUAAUGGCGGCAACGUGGGUGUGGCCAUUGUGAUACUUCCCAAGCGCCCUGCGGGAGGGACACUGCCACCAGAAUGCAAAGCGGAAGUUCACAAAUGCAUCGAUAAGUAUAUAUACGGAGGCGGUGGGGCGCCUCCACGCAAUGGGGAAUGUUGUACGAAAAUCAAAAACUCAAUACCAUGUGUUUGUAGGUUCAUUACGUCCAAGGAUCCUCUGGUAAGAAAAGCAGCGGAUGUUAUACUCCGUGGAUGCCAUUAUCGCAAACCCAUUUGUAUAAACAUGGCGAUGCCGGCGACAUGCAGACCGGAGGUUAGACAUUGCGUCAAUACGCAUCUCUACGGAUACGGCGGGCAGCCUAAGCGCGGAGGGGCUUGUUGCACGAAAUUCAAAAACGCCAAAGAUUGUGUCGUUAGAUUCCUUACCUCCCCGGAUCCUAAGCUAAGCGAAGCUGGUAAUGCUCUACUUCGAGGUUGCCGUUUUCGUAGACCCGCAAAUACCUAG
Molecule: messenger RNA, 777 nt
Organism: Thlaspi arvense
Lineage: Eukaryota; Viridiplantae; Streptophyta; Magnoliopsida; Brassicales; Brassicaceae
Source: the annotation of a GenBank genome assembly